CUCCCUCACUCUCCCUCCCCCUCCCUCCCUUCUCCUCCUCCUCCGGUCGCUCGGCCACAUUCCCCGCUACCUUUCACCCCGGAGCCCCUCUCUAUCUGACGGCGUAGCAGCGCGGACGAACCCCGGGACAACAUGGCGUCAGGUGUGACAGUGAAUGACGAGGUCAUCAGGGUGUUCAACGACAUGAAGGUGAGGAAGUCUUCGAGCCAGGAGGACGUGAAGAAGAGGAAGAAGGCGGUUCUGUUCUGCCUCAGCGAGGACCGGAAGAAGAUCAUCGUAGAGGAGGGGAAGCAGAUCCUGGUGGGGGACAUCGGCGAGACGGUGGACGACCCCUACGCCUGUUUCGUUAAGCUCCUCCCCCUCAACGACUGCAGAUACGGACUGUACGAUGCCACCUACGAAACCAAGGAGUCCAAGAAGGAGGACCUGGUCUUCAUCUUCUGGGCUCCGGAGGGCGCUCCACUGAAGAGUAAGAUGAUCUACGCCAGCUCUAAAGAUGCCAUCAAAAAGAAGUUUACAGGUAUCAAACACGAGUGGCAGGUGAACGGGCUGGACGACAUCCAGGACCGCACUACGCUGGCCGAAAAGCUGGGCGGGAACGUGGUGGUGUCUCUGGAGGGCAAGCCGCUGUGAUGUCACGGCGGCGAGCCGAGCGGAGCCAAGCCAACCGCCGUGCCAUCCGGACCGAAGCACCUGACCCCACCUGAACACCGCCGCUUCACUCAGCAGCUUGCUCUGUCUGUAUCAUGUCCUGAAGGAGUUAGCGUCUUUAGGCCUCUUUGUUUUCUUUUUGUUUUUAUUCUUUUUGCUUUUUUCCAACAUGAAGGAGAUCUCAUUAACAUAAUGAUAUGCAAACCCCUCCCAGUUUGUUGCCACAUGACUUCUGUUCACCUGGCAGAAAAAAACGACACAUUACCAAACCCCAGGACGGUUGUCUCUCGCUCACAGCCGGAGUUUUGCCAAAAAGUCGAUGUGAAGGAAGCAGCCACACGUGUCGGAGGAAGCCCCGCCUCCUGCAGCACACGGGUCAUGACGCUUUUUACAUAUGACUUUAUUUAUUAUUGUAAAGUGUUGUUUCUUCUCCAGUAUGUUCCAACAGGCACACUCGUUAGACUAUGCAUUCAGAAGAGAAGCACUUUUUGUUAAACACUACAGGUUCAGUCACCCAGCUAACGUUUGUUCAUUCCUGUCGACUUCUAGCUGUUUGGUCGUCGCCUUACUUUCAGUUUGAAUGUAACCGUCACACCAGUUAGUUAGAGUGCACUUUUAUUUUGUAAAGAAACACUACAGGAAGCAGAUUUGACCCCAGCAGUGAGAGACGACCCCACAACAACAACAACACGACUACAUCUGGAGCCUUAAAGUGGAACGUUGUUUCUGAGAUCACAGGAAGCCACUUUGCAAUAAAAGCCUGUGGCAGAUCUGA
Messenger RNA from Centropristis striata (black sea bass), 1426 nucleotides. RefSeq names its product cofilin 2 (muscle) (gene cfl2). NCBI's taxonomy places the organism in Eukaryota, Metazoa, Chordata, Actinopteri, Perciformes, Serranidae. The transcript has 4 exons. Gene Ontology annotation, molecular function: actin filament binding. Gene Ontology annotation, biological process: cell motility; actin filament severing; actin filament fragmentation. Gene Ontology annotation, cellular component: actin cortical patch; actin cytoskeleton; cytoplasm. The record is from RefSeq and is a predicted model, not a curated record. Bases 133 to 633 code for a protein of 166 amino acids.